Messenger RNA from Otolemur garnettii (small-eared galago), 3033 nucleotides. RefSeq names its product cadherin 4 (gene CDH4). Gene Ontology annotation, cellular component: plasma membrane; adherens junction; catenin complex. Gene Ontology annotation, biological process: adherens junction organization; cell morphogenesis; multicellular organism development. Gene Ontology annotation, molecular function: calcium ion binding; cadherin binding. The transcript is spliced from 17 exons. NCBI's taxonomy places the organism in Eukaryota, Metazoa, Chordata, Mammalia, Primates, Galagidae. Bases 6 to 2756 code for a protein of 916 amino acids. The record is from RefSeq and is a predicted model, not a curated record.
GGAAGAUGACCGCGGGCGCUGGCGUGCUGCUCGUUCUGCUGUCGCUUUCCGAUGCGCUCCGGGCCCACAAUGAGGAUCUUACAGCCAGAGAGACCUGCAAGGCUGGGUUCUCGGAAGAAGAUUACACGGCCUUAAUCUCCCAAAACAUUCUGGAAGGGGAGAAGCUGCUGAAAGUCAAGUUCAGCAGCUGUUUGGGGACCAAGGGGACACAAUAUGAGACCAACAGUGUGGACUUUAAAGUCGGAGCAGACGGGACAGUCUUUGCCACCCGGGAGCUACGGGUCCCCUCCGAGCAGGUGGCAUUCACGGUGACAGCGUGGGACCGCCAGACAGCCGAGAGAUGGGAUGCCGUGGUGCGGCUACUGGUGGCCCAGACCUCGUCCCCGUACUCUGCACACAAGCGGCAGAAAGAAAGGAAGAGUGGAGUUCCAGAUCCCUCCCCGCCUCCGAAAGACACGCUGUUGCCGUGGCCCCAGCACCAGACCUCCAGUGGGCUGAGACGACAGAAACGGGACUGGGUCAUCCCGCCCAUCAAUGUGCCGGAAAAUUCCCGGGGGCCCUUCCCACAGCAGCUCGUGAGGAUCCGGUCUGACAAGGACAAUGACAUCCCCAUCCGAUACAGCAUCACAGGCGUGGGCGCCGACCAGCCCCCCAUGGAGGUCUUCAGCAUCGACUCCAUGUCCGGCCGCAUGUACGUCACUCGGCCCAUGGACCGAGAGGAGCGAGCCUCAUACCAUCUCCGCGCACACGCCGUGGACAUGAAUGGCAACAAGGUGGAGAACCCCAUCGACCUGUACAUCUACGUGAUUGACAUGAAUGACAACCGCCCCGAGUUCCUCAACCAGGUGUACAACGGCUCUGUGGACGAGGGCUCCAAGCCAGGUACCUACGUGAUGACAGUCACUGCCAAUGAUGCUGACGACAGCACCACGGCCAAUGGGAUGGUUCGGUACCGCAUUGUGACCCAGACACCCCAGAGCCCGUCCCAGAACAUGUUUACCAUCAACAGCGAAACAGGAGACAUUGUGACAGUGGCGGCCGGCCUGGACCGGGAGAAAGUUCAGCAGUACACGGUCAUCGUUCAGGCCACAGACAUGGAGGGAAAUCUAAACUACGGCCUCUCGAACACAGCCACCGCCAUCAUCACCGUGACAGAUGUGAAUGACAACCCGCCGGAGUUCACCACAAGCACGUUUGCAGGGGAGGUCCCUGAAAACCGCAUAGAGACAGUGGUGGCAAACCUCACGGUGAUGGACCGAGAUCAGCCCCACUCGCCAAACUGGAAUGCCGUCUACAGAAUCAUCAGCGGGGACCCUUCUGGACACUUUAGUGUGCGCACUGACCCCGUCACCAACGAGGGCAUGGUCACCGUGGUGAAGGCCGUGGACUACGAGCUGAACAGAGCUUUCAUGCUGACCGUGAUGGUGUCCAACCAGGCGCCCCUGGCCAGUGGGAUCCAGAUGUCCUUCCAGUCCACAGCAGGCGUGACCAUCUCAGUCAUGGACGUCAAUGAGGCCCCCUACUUCCCCUCCAACCACAAGCUGAUCCGCCUGGAGGAGGGCGUGCCCACAGGCACUGUGCUGACCACGUUUUCAGCUGUGGACCCUGACCGGUUCAUGCAACAAGCUGUGAGAUACUCAAAGCUGUCAGACCCUGCAAACUGGCUGCACAUUAACACCACCAAUGGUCAGAUCACCACAGCGGCAGUCCUCGAUCGCGAGUCCCUCUACAUCAAAAACAACGUCUACGAGGCCACCUUCCUGGCAGCUGACAACGGAAUCCCCCCAGCCAGUGGCACCGGGACCCUCCAGAUCUAUCUCAUUGACAUCAAUGACAACGCCCCUGAGCUGCUGCCCAAGGAGGCCCAGAUCUGUGAGAAGCCUGGCCUGAAUGCCAUCAACAUCACGGCAGCCGACGCCGACGUCGACCCCAACAUCGGCCCCUACGUCUUUGAGCUGCCCUUCGUCCCAGCUGCCGUGCGCAAGAACUGGACCAUCACACGCUUAAAUGGUGACUACGCUCAGCUCAGCCUACGCAUCUUGUACCUGGAGGCCGGGGUGUACGAUGUCCCCAUCAUCGUCACAGACUCUGGGAACCCGCCCCUGACUAACACGUCCAUCAUCAAAGUCAAGGUGUGUCCAUGUGACGACAAUGGUGACUGCACCACCGUGGGCGCAGUGGCAGCAGCUGGUCUGGGCACCGGGGCCAUCGUCGCCAUCCUCAUCUGCAUCCUCAUCCUGCUGACCAUGGUCCUGCUGUUUGUGGUGUGGAUGAAGCGGCGGGAGAAGGAGCGCCACACGAAGCAGCUGCUCAUCGACCCCGAGGACGACGUGCGGGACAACAUCCUCAAGUAUGACGAGGAAGGCGGAGGCGAGGAGGACCAGGACUAUGACCUCAGCCAGCUGCAGCAGCCAGAAGCCAUGGAGCACGUGCUGGGCAAGGCUCCCGGGGUGCGGAGGGUGGAUGAGCGGCCAGUGGGUGCCGAGCCCCAGUACCCAGCCAGGCCCGUGGUGCCACACCCAGGUGACAUCGGCGACUUCAUCAAUGAGGGGCUCCGAGCAGCUGACAAUGACCCCACGGCACCCCCCUAUGACUCCCUGCUGGUCUUCGACUAUGAGGGCAGUGGCUCAACCGCAGGCUCUGUCAGCUCCCUGAACUCGUCCAGCUCCGGGGACCAAGACUACGAUUACCUCAACGACUGGGGGCCCAGGUUCAAGAAGCUGGCGGACAUGUACGGAGGCGGCGAGGAGGACUAGCGGGCCGCCUGUCUCUAGACUGAAAUGAGAGCAGCAGCGCUGGGACACAGAGGAGGAGGACUGAGCAGAGGCCAGUGCUCCGACCCUCCCCGCGACAACGCGAGGCCACCGCGGUGUGUUAGGAGGCCCCGCCUCCCUGGCACUGAGCUGUCCAGCAUGAACACUCCCCCAGCGCCCGCGCUGCCUGGCGCAGCGGCCGCCAACUUGUCACUGAGGAGAGCGAGAGGCACUCUGUCUUAACUUGAAUUUCUCAGAGCAGGAGCACUGUUUAAAAAAA